ACAAUAACCGCUACCCUGCCCUAGAAGCUGGGCUGGUCAACUGUACAUGGUACUCAAAUAAAGCCUGCUGCAAGCGUACAGAAGUGACUUCAGUAUUUUCUGCAAUGGAUCCAUUGUAUAAGGCGACAAAGCUGUGCAGGAAUUACAUCAAUUUUCUCAUGUGCUUCUUCUGUAGUCCAGAUCAGUACAAGUUCUAUAAACCCAAUACAAAGGCUAUGGUGUGUCUGGAUUAUUGUGAAUCACUGUAUGAGGAAUGUAAAACGGCUGGAUUUAACAAGACUUUAAUAGGGGAAGCAUACGCAAACGGAACAGCUUUCUGUGCUGCCCAGAAUUUUCACGUUACGGAGAAUGCAGACUGCUUCAAGUUUGAUCCAACAGUAUUCGACCAAUCACACAGAGUUUCUUCAGUGUCUCUCCAUCUUCUAGUGGUUGUUGUGUUUUUUCUGUCAAAGGCUGUGUCCAGUAUCUCUGUCAUUUGA
Messenger RNA from Candidula unifasciata, 479 nucleotides. Lineage: Eukaryota; Metazoa; Mollusca; Gastropoda; Stylommatophora; Geomitridae. The record is from the annotation of a GenBank genome assembly.